AUGUCGAAGUCAAUGAGAGGUCUGUGUAAAGAGGAGGACUACGCGUUUCUGGGAAUGUCAGAAGAGACGGCAAAAGAAAUGGAAACAGAAGGAGCUGGAGCUUUGGAGGAGGAGGAGGAGUGGAGACCAUGUAUAUGUUGUGUAUUUCAGGCCCGCUGGCGACUGGAAAAGGAGCAGCAGGAAAAAGAGAGACUCCGCAAAAUAGAAGAGUCCAAGAAGGAAAAAGAGCAGCAGUGGCAGGCUCAUUUAGCAAAACUGACCUCCAGCCAGGAGAAAACUCUGCAAGACAGGCUGGCAAGACUCAGGAGAUUCAGGGAGUUCGAGAGGAAGGUGCUCAUAGAGGAUGGAGGGAUGGAGGGCGGAGAAGACAGCCUCACUGUCAACUAAUUGCUCACCAGGAUGUAGAUUUAUCAUAUGAAAGACUU
Molecule: messenger RNA, 425 nt
Organism: Scatophagus argus
Lineage: Eukaryota; Metazoa; Chordata; Actinopteri; Scatophagidae
Exons: 5
Coding region: 1-387 (128 amino acids)
Source: RefSeq, a predicted model, not a curated record